This is a messenger RNA of Limanda limanda (common dab), 2977 nucleotides long. Its product is annotated as phosphoinositide 3-kinase regulatory subunit 5-like. The coding region runs from base 177 to 2774 and encodes 865 amino acids. The transcript is spliced from 17 exons. Gene Ontology annotation, molecular function: 1-phosphatidylinositol-3-kinase regulator activity. The record is from RefSeq and is a predicted model, not a curated record. Gene Ontology annotation, biological process: positive regulation of MAP kinase activity; G protein-coupled receptor signaling pathway. Gene Ontology annotation, cellular component: phosphatidylinositol 3-kinase complex, class IB. Lineage: Eukaryota; Metazoa; Chordata; Actinopteri; Pleuronectiformes; Pleuronectidae.
UGGACAGGAACAACAAUUAUUCUAAAGUGUUUGGCAGCGGCAGUAACAGGAAGCAACUCUAACAGAGACUUGAUGUAUAUUGGUUUCCCGGAGCACAGGGGUGUUAUUCUAGUUUUUAUUCUGGGACUUCCCGUCGGUUGAUCUCUUGUGUUUGUGUGUGGACGCCGCAGAAGAAGAUGGAGCACAGGUCGUGCACGGAGGAUCGGAUCCAACACGUCCUGGAGCGCUGCCUCUGCGACCUGGGAGUCGACACUCCGGACAAACAGCUCUGGAACGCCGGGCUGUGCAUGAACCGCUGGUGUUUGGAGGAACUUGUGAAGAGAGAUCCCCACAACUUCCUCAUCCUUCUGCAGAACAUACUCGGGAAAACAAAAGAGGUUCUGGAGCGGUGUCAGUAUGAACUGGUGGUUCCCCUCUCGCUCUUGUUCUCUUCAACCCUCCUCAAAGCUCCGUACGUGGCUCCGGACUGUGACGUGGUGUCGGAGGCCUUCCUGCUCUUCCAUAGCUUUCUGUCCUGGCCCGAGCCGUGCAGCUCCGCCAGCAAACGCCUGCUGGGCAUCAUGCAGCAGGAGCUCCGAGCACCAGGUAUUUCAUUUCAGAGGCUGGUGAGGGCAGAGCAGGGGCUUUCCUCCGAGAUCCACAGAUCUAAAAUCAUGACGGUACUGUUAGUGAGUCCAGAGGAAGACGUCCCUCCAGAGGUCCAGCUCGUCUCCGAGCAGCUGAGCAGCACUCAGUCCUCCAACAGAGACGUCCUCACCACCCUCAUCCUGCACAGCUUCCAGGCGGUGCUGGGCACCAAAUACGAUCUGCAGGCUCUUCACGCCGCCCUACAGACGAAGCGGACGGAGGAGCUGGAGCAGCUCCUGCAGGAGGUGACGGAGAACAUGGAGAUGGCAGCGUCAGCAGCAGACUUCAGCUCAGCGAGGCAGAAGCUCCUGAACAACAUGGAGAGGAUCAGAGAAGGCCUCGCUCCUCCUGCUCCAGCUCCUGGCUGCACUCAGACUGGUUCUGUUGAAACUUUCGCGCUGCCCUUCCCCAAAUGUCACACGUGUACUUGGGAGAACGACAACUUUGACUUUCUGAACAAAAUCCUCCCAAGUGAGUCGGAAGUGGAUUCGACUGAGGAAUGUUUCCUGAAAGCAAGGAUAGACGAGGACGAUAAAGACGACACCAGUGUGGAUGAGGAAGAAGAGGAGGAUGGAAGCAAAGUGGACCAGGACUUUCCAAACCACCGUAUCUCCACCACGUCCUCGUCCUCCAGGGACUCCAUGUUUUCCAGCCACUCCCUCUCCUCCAGCUGGUCCGUGCCCUCCGCCUCGUCCGGCGUGGAGAGUGACUUCAGCGAGGACACGGGCCUCGAGGACACAGAGGAGGGACAGGACAGCCGACCGAAACCUAGGAAGAAACCCAAGAAGAAGUCCAGGUCCCUUUUAGGCAUGGAGCGCAUCUCCAUGCUCUUCAAGAACCCCCGCAGCCCGAGCACUUGCCGCCGAGUCCAGAGCAUGGGUUAUCAUAGUGACUUCACCAAAGACUUUCAAAGAACCGGGUCGAGACUCAAACUCUACAGGUCCCUGUCCAGACAGGCGUCCAUCUCCACCUCCGAUCCUCUGUCCCCCCAGAAGCAGGUGUGUGUCCGCAGGAGGCCGAUCCUGAGCUGUGACGGGUCCGAGGGGCCGACCCUGGUCCGGGUGGUGGUGUUCGGGGGGGACAGAGAGGCGGGCCGGCUGUCCAGGGCGUACAACGACCUGCAGCAGAAAGAGAGCAAAUGUCCCAGACUCACCAAGAAGUGCAAACUGCAGUUUUACUUUGUCCCGACCAAUAGGAGAAGCUCGCGGAGCCAAGGAGGAAACACGCCGACCGAAGGCACAACAGGAAGUUCAACCAAAGCUGUCGCGUCUGUGGAGUCUAAUGACGUGGCGCUGGAGGACAGUACGACCCACGUGGCCCAGAUGUUGGGCGCCAUGGAUCCCUGGUACGAGCGUAACGUCCUCAGUCUGCUCAGCUUGUCCUCCGACGUCCUCUGUCAGACUGGCUGUAAGGACGCCGACAUCUCGGAGGGAAGCGGCAGCGAAGAGCGUCUUCCUCUACUGACCCAACUGGUGCUUUACUACUGCAGACAUGCAGACCAGCCUGUUCUGGUACCGCUCUACCAGGCGGAGCUCACCCUGGCUGGAGGAGAGAGGAGAAGGGAAGUGUUUGUUCAUUCUCUGGAGCUCGGCCACUCGGCUGGAGCCAGAGCUGUUAAAGCCAUGGGAUCCGCCAGCAAGAGGUUUGGAAUCGAUGAGGAGCAUCAGGCUGUCCCUUUAACUCUGAGCGUCUCUUACAACAGGGUGGCUGUCAGUGGAAGGAGCCAGUGGAUCGACACGGAGAUCAUCUGCACAUCCAUUAAUCUUCAGAAAGCCUCCAAGAAGCCUGAGCACCUCUGUGACGAUUCAAGGAUAGAGACUCUGCAGCUGACGAUGACAGAAGUCACGAAGAGGAACUGCUCCAAGUCGAAGAAGUGCCACAACCAGCAAAUCUCGGUAUCAGAGGUGAAGGUGGACAAGGUGCAGGUGAGCGGUGGAGACGAUGGCUCCACCUUCGGCGUGUGUCUGGAUCAGGAUGAGAAGAAGUUCAUCCAGAGUGUGACCAGGUGUGACGUGUCUCUGUGCUGUAAACCAGGAAGCAGCUCGGACUGGAGGUCGUACAAGCUGCUCCCAGGUCAGGUUCAGCCUCUGCACCCGUCCUACUGCUCCCUGCUCUGCCUUCCCAUCACCUCCUUCUCCGCCUCCUGACACCUGGGAGGUUAAACACUGCAGGGAUCCUCACACAGCGACUUGCAAACCAAAGGCAACACACGACAGAUGCAGAACUUGGCUCCUGAAUAACAUCUGGAUAUGAAGGCAGAGAAGAAGUGGCACCAAUGCAAAUAAUAACGAUAACAUUUAUAGCCUAGUGUAUAUUUCAGGUUUGUCCUGUAGCUGAUGUCAGAGUGUGU